Cataglyphis hispanica is the source of this 3826-nucleotide messenger RNA. It is a transcript of the gene boss, whose product is annotated as protein bride of sevenless. The transcript is spliced from 8 exons. Gene Ontology annotation, biological process: G protein-coupled receptor signaling pathway. Lineage: Eukaryota; Metazoa; Arthropoda; Insecta; Hymenoptera; Formicidae. Gene Ontology annotation, cellular component: membrane. The record is from RefSeq and is a predicted model, not a curated record. Bases 1 to 2616 code for a protein of 871 amino acids. Gene Ontology annotation, molecular function: adenylate cyclase inhibiting G protein-coupled glutamate receptor activity.
AUGGCUAGGAAUAUGCUGAUCAAAAUUUCGUUCUUGUUGAGUAUCGUCUUAUUAACUUUGAGCAAGAGCGAGCAAAUUUUAUGCUUUGAAAAUAAUACCUUAUUAGAGACCAUGGGUGGUGCUAUUUUAACCGUUUUUGUGGACGCCAAUUACGGACAAUACUGUAAUAUAUCGUCAUCCAAAGGUCUCCAGCAAGUUUCAACCGCACUACACGUGGUGCGAACUUUAAACAAAUAUGAUUAUAUACCGGCUGUGAAAUUGGGAGUAAGAAUAUUCGAUACGUGCCACGACAAGAUUAUAGUGUUCAAACAAAUAUUGAGAGUGAUACUCGAGCAAGAUUGCGCCCCAAACUACGAAAUGGGUAUAUUGGUGCCCUCCCAGUACAGUUCCAUGAUGAAUUUUUUUCGCGAUUACGACAAUCUGCCAAUCAUCACUUAUGAGGAACGAAAUUUCACGAUACCCACGAUCGACAUCUUGGCGCACUAUCUAAGCACCCGGUACGAGGUCAUCGAUCUGGUCCACGCCAACGUAAAUUCAGUCCUCGAGCGUUUCCUCGAAGUCACCAGAGGUUUUGGUGUGUGCGUGAAGCGACAUGACAAACGCGUCGACGAUGACAGGAACGAGAACGUUGCGGAAGCGAUGAUAGUCGCGAUCGGCGAGAGAGAUGACAUACAAGGAUGGCUGAGAGAGAACGAGGAUUCGAAGGAUACCAGAAGGAAAACGUGGCUCCUGCUAUCGCUCGAUAACUCAGAUAUUGAUGAUCUCAUUCCUCCCGGAUCGUACAUCAUCAAACAGAAAACAUCUGGUUUCGAUCUCGACGAAUUUUCAAGCACGAAUGAAUUCCUAGAGAAAACCGAAGACUUUGUGAACCACUCGCCGUAUCUUCUGGACAUCGGCAAGGCCAUUCUUGGGCUGGUGAAUGUUCUGUUUCAGGAAGUCCAGAAGAGAGGUUGCCCGACCGACGAUGACGAUGAUGAGAACCACGAAGAAAAUUGCAUUAUGACACAAUUUCGUCCGCACUCGCAACGAGAAAUACACGAUUCCGACGUCUACAAGGCUCUGCGCAUGCAACUGAGAUCGCAUUUGGUGAAAUACGUGGUCGCCAUGAAGAUGCAGCACGAGCUCAUCGACGUCGCUCUCUACGAGAUCCAAGUGUCCGAGAUGCGCGUAUUUCCGGCGAAAAUAACGUCCAGAAUGCCGGGGCUCUGUCUGGAGAAUCUCGUCGGGAAUUGCGAGAACUGUACGAAUUUCCAGAAACACUCCGACGAACAAAAAAUCAUUACGAAAGAUAUCAUCGGCAAAAACAUCCUGAAGAACAGCGUUUACAUUCCUAUUUUCCUGAUCGCCGUCGUGUGCGGCACGCUUGCGUGCUGCGUCAUCGUGAUCUUCGUCGUUCGUCGUUUCACGAUGGAAGAGACGUUCGAAAGCAAUCCGACCUUCACGAUUGUCCUCGUCCUGGCUAACAUGUUUACCCUGCUGACAGCGUUACCCUUCUGCAUGACAGACGAUUAUUUCGGUGCGGAGAAUCUGAACGCCCAAAAAAUUUUCCAUACCGCUCUCGCGUUCGGCUUCACCUUCUCGAUCAUGCUCUCACGAGCGAUCUUUCUGGCUUUGUCCAUCGGCGACGUUUUCGUCAUUCACAUCAACGGAUAUCUGCACAGCCUCAUGGCGUUCUUCAUGUCCGGCGUGCAAGUCGCCAUAUCUGUCACGUAUUUCAUUCUCAAUACAGAAAACUCAGCUGUGAUUACCAGAAGUCCCAUCUUUAUUGCGUUGCUGGGAUAUGAUAUAUUUCUAUUAAUCUCAUUAUUCAUCGCUUCCUGCUUCAUCACCAGAAUACAACGCAACUAUUGUGAAGGAAAAUGCUUCUUCGGAACGUCCAUCAGUUUGCUGAUAAUAUGGGCGGUAUGGCUAAUUUGUUUUAUGCUGAUGCAGUCAGAUAAUCGUGAUACAGUUGUCUCAUUUAGCAUAAUUGGCACGGCUUACUCUAUAAUCUUCGGUAUUUUAACACCAAAAAUUUAUUAUAUGAUCACACAUCCACCCAGAAGAAAAGAUCUCGGACAGAGAUUCAAUUCUGUCAAUCUACCGACCGAUAUGAUCGUCAGGCAGUCACGUUCCUCCUACGAAAACGUUCAUUCAGUUCGAGAAAACCAGAUUUUACAAAGAUCAUAUUCAGAUUAUUAUGACAAUCCAAAUCCGAACUUGAAACAUCUCGAUCAAUAUGAAAAUCCGUAUCACCGUGAAAUGUCUGGAUGUGGUAAUAGAUUUCAGGCGGAAAUGAAGGAGAUUGAUGCUGUUCAUAUCGUGCCGCAAAUAUGUGUCGAGUCUUUAAGAAAUCUCGAAGUAGCAUCGAAUGAUGUCAUUUACACGCAACCAAGGAUCUAUAGAUCGCAGAGAGUAGUUCUGGGAGAAGAAAACAAUGCAGAAGCCAUUUAUGAUAGAGAUAAUUCCUCACCUACUCUUAGAAUAUACAAUGAAAUUUAUCCCAUGAGAUAUGCCAGUCCAACAAAUAUGAUAAGGGAGCAAAGGAUCGAUGAAGAGAACGAGGACGAAGAAAACGAGGAGGAACAAAAGAUUGAAAGGGAGGACGAAGGUCUCAGCAGAGUUACCCGCCUUUGAGAUAAAUAUAAUUAAUUUAAUAUUCAUCUUUUAAUGUGCCUUGUUAUUUUGAAAAAUUUAUACAGAUUUAUAAAUUUUUCAUAAAAUAAACAAAUAAAUUUUCUAAAUAAUUGAUUGACUUAAAAAAUUCCGAAAAAUUAAAAUUGUGAUUAAACAAAGAAUAGGGAUGUGAGUUGUGUUAUUCAUUGAAAGUCUCUAAUAACUUCGAAUUUAGCUAAAUACUGAAUUCUAUAGUAAUUAUUGGCGAGUUCGCUGGCGAAUUCAACGACGGAAGUUCGUCGUUACAUUAAGCGAGGACAUGAGUGGAAAGCUGCCGUGUGCGGCGCAGAAUCAAUUUAGCAUGUACCUCAACGUUGAAAUUACAUUAUGGUCGAUCGUAAUUUCACGAGCAGGGCACAGGUGUGUGCUCCGCUGGAAUAUCGAUGACGAGAUAGCGAGAUAGCGGGCACAUAACAAAGGGACUCGCGAAAACGAAGUUUGCGUUCACCGCAGUGCGACGUAUGAGAGAACAAUUCGCCGUUUUAAUAAUUUAUUAUACGUCUUUUUUAAUUUUUUUGUUUUCUUAAUGGAGUCAAAUGUGAAAUAAUUAACAUUUUGUUUUAUAAUGAUAUCUGUAUUACAAUGAUAUAUUACGUCAAUGUCUCGAAAGUUUUAAUAAUGAAUUGGAUUGUGUUAUACAUAGGAUAUCAAUAUAACAGCAAAUAAAUCAGCAAUUAAAUAAUAAUAUUUAACUUGUGCUUAUAAAUUUACAUAAAUUUCUAUAGAAUUUUAUUUCAAUGGAAAUUUAAUAUGACUAAGAUGUAAAAAUAAUAUAUAAUAAAUAAUUUUAAUCUAGAGCAAUCGCGUAAAUUAAGCACCUACUAAAAAAGAAAAAAAAUAUGUGACCCUCUCUGAAAAUUCUAUCAAACGCGCGCAGCCUCUUUACCGAUCCCCUUGACGACGUUCUUUGACAGUUUACGACCACGUGCGCCAUGGUUUAUUUCCACAUCAUGAGAUCACCAUGAAAACCGCUAAAAUCAGACCAGCUGGCGACGGCCGAUAAGCCACCAUAAUGGAGAUAAAUCGAAAAGUGCAUCGGUUCGUGAAAGGAUGCGCCAUCCGGACCAAUCUUCGUGUUGCCCCCAUGAAAAAGCUUCUGCGCAAGGACGAGCUUCAAAAGCGGCUAUAAAAGCCCGCACGAGACUCGUCCGCUUUCCAGUCACGUUUAGCG